AUGCAGAACAGUCACAGCGGAGUGAAUCAGCUUGGUGGUGUCUUUGUCAACGGGCGGCCACUGCCGGACUCCACCAGGCAGAAGAUCGUAGAGCUAGCUCACAGCGGGGCCCGGCCGUGCGACAUUUCCCGAAUUCUGCAGGUGAUCCUCCCGUGGCUGUCCCACUCGCUGCCCCCUACCCCUGCCCCCGCGGCCGCCCUCUUUUCAUUUCUUACUACCCAUGCAGAUGCAAAAGUCCAAGUGCUGGACAAUGAAAACGUGUCCAACGGAUGUGUGAGUAAAAUUCUGGGCAGGUAUUACGAGACUGGCUCCAUCAGACCCAGGGCAAUCGGAGGUAGUAAACCAAGAGUAGCGACUCCAGAAGUUGUAAGCAAAAUAGCCCAGUAUAAACGGGAGUGCCCGUCCAUCUUUGCUUGGGAAAUCCGAGACAGAUUAUUAUCCGAGGGGGUCUGUACCAACGAUAACAUACCCAGUGUAUCAUCAAUAAACAGAGUUCUUCGCAACCUGGCUAGCGAAAAGCAACAGAUGGGCGCAGACGGCAUGUAUGAUAAACUAAGGAUGUUGAACGGGCAGACCGGAAGCUGGGGCACGCGCCCUGGUUGGUAUCCCGGGACUUCAGUACCAGGGCAACCUACACAAGAUGGCUGCCAGCAACAGGAAGGCGGGGGAGAGAACACCAACUCCAUCAGUUCAAACGGAGAAGACUCCGAUGAGGCUCAAAUGAGGCUUCAGCUGAAGCGGAAGCUGCAGAGAAAUAGAACGUCCUUUACCCAAGAGCAGAUUGAGGCUCUGGAGAAAGAGUUUGAGAGGACCCAUUAUCCAGAUGUGUUUGCCCGGGAAAGACUAGCAGCCAAAAUCGAUCUACCUGAAGCCAGAAUACAGGUAUGGUUUUCUAAUCGAAGGGCCAAAUGGAGAAGAGAGGAAAAACUGAGGAACCAGAGAAGACAGGCCAGCAACACCCCUAGUCACAUCCCCAUCAGCAGCAGUUUCAGCACCAGUGUCUACCAGCCGAUUCCACAGCCCACCACGCCUGUUUCCUCCUUCACAUCAGGCUCCAUGUUGGGCCGAACAGACACCGCCCUCACCAACACGUACAGUGCUCUGCCACCUAUGCCCAGCUUCACCAUGGCAAACAACCUGCCUAUGCAACCCCCAGUUCCCAGCCAGACCUCUUCAUACUCCUGCAUGCUACCCACCAGCCCUUCGGUAAAUGGGCGGAGUUAUGAUACCUACACCCCUCCGCACAUGCAAACACACAUGAACAGUCAGCCCAUGGGUACCUCGGGGACCACUUCAACAGGACUCAUUUCCCCUGGAGUGUCAGUCCCUGUCCAAGUUCCUGGAAGUGAACCUGACAUGUCUCAGUACUGGCCCCGAUUACAGUAA
Peromyscus eremicus (cactus mouse) is the source of this 1386-nucleotide messenger RNA. RefSeq names its product paired box 6 (gene Pax6). Gene Ontology annotation, biological process: regulation of transcription by RNA polymerase II; anatomical structure development. The record is from RefSeq and is a predicted model, not a curated record. The transcript has 11 exons. NCBI's taxonomy places the organism in Eukaryota, Metazoa, Chordata, Mammalia, Rodentia, Cricetidae. Gene Ontology annotation, molecular function: RNA polymerase II cis-regulatory region sequence-specific DNA binding; DNA-binding transcription factor activity, RNA polymerase II-specific. Bases 1 to 1386 code for a protein of 461 amino acids.